Ictalurus punctatus (channel catfish) is the source of this 7792-nucleotide messenger RNA. It is a transcript of the gene sema3b, whose product is annotated as sema domain, immunoglobulin domain (Ig), short basic domain, secreted, (semaphorin) 3B. Gene Ontology annotation, biological process: semaphorin-plexin signaling pathway; negative chemotaxis; negative regulation of axon extension involved in axon guidance. NCBI's taxonomy places the organism in Eukaryota, Metazoa, Chordata, Actinopteri, Siluriformes, Ictaluridae. Gene Ontology annotation, molecular function: chemorepellent activity; semaphorin receptor binding. Bases 748 to 3138 code for a protein of 796 amino acids. The record is from RefSeq and is a predicted model, not a curated record. The transcript is spliced from 18 exons.
AGAGAGAGAGAGAGAGAGAGAGAGCAGGAGCGCUCCGCAGUAGCAGGGACCGAGUCAGACGGCACAGGAGCCAAAGUAGAGUCAGACGUGGCGACAGAGGCAUCUAACGCACCCGAUACAUCAAGUGGUGCACAAAGAACUGAGGACUGAGAACAAAAAAACCCCCAGAUAGAGCAGAUAUUACUAUAAAGAAAGAAAGAAAGAAAAAAAGAGAAGUGCAGUGUAUGGGACUGUUCUGUUCUGGGACAGAGAGAAAGACAGAAGCAAGAAGGAACAAUAAGACGUGUUUUCCAGAAGGACCCUUGGAAUUCUGCACUUUUACACACACCAUCUCUCUCUCUCUCUCUCACACACACACACACACACACACACACACACACUCACUCACACACACACACACACACAGUCCUGAAGCAGGAGAUAGCUAUCUCUAUUCCUCCCUACAGCUCUAAAAGUGAGAUAGAGUGUGUGUGAGUGAGAGAGCCUGCCGUUCCCCUGGAGUCUACGGGACCAUGGCACCUGUCAGAGACGCAGCGGCGCUCGGCUGAGGACGCACACACUCACACACGCAGUCAAACACACACACUCCAAGAGAUUAGCAGUACAAAGUUCUACAAUCACAUUGUCUGAUCUGGAACAUUCGGAAGCCCUAUCACAGAAAUCACAACCAAAGCAAAGGACCAACCACUUUCCAGUGCAUCCACCAGCUUGAAGCUCAUCUCUAAUCACCUUUGAGCACAUCUGAAGAUGAUGACGACUAUGAUAGUGUUGGUAAUGACUGUGAUGCUCAACCUGAUCACUGUGAGCUCAUCAUCCAGUGGAUCAUCUGCGUUUUCUACCUCUUCCUCUUCUUCACCAAGGAUGAAGCUUACUUACAAAGAACUCCAGCAGUUUAAUGGAGUGAAGCGGUUUGAGUUGGACCGCGCGUGCUGUUUCGGAUCGCUCCUACUCGACGAAGAAAGGGGGCGGCUUUUUGUAGGAGCGCGAAACUACCUGUUGUCGCUCAGCCUGGACAACAUUGCCAAGCAAGAACAAAAGAUUUACUGGCCAGCACCUGUGGAGUGGAGGGAAGAAUGCAACUGGGCAGGAAAGGAUAUCAAUAUGGACUGCGUUAAUUAUGUGAAGGUUUUACAUCACUUUAAUCGAACUCACCUGUACGCCUGUGGGACAGGAGCCUUCCACCCGACCUGUGCUUACGUGGAGGUUGGACAGAAGGUUGAGGAUCAUGUGUUUCGAUUUGAUCAAUCUCUCGUUGAAGAUGGAAAAGGGAAAAGCCCAUAUGACCCACGGCACACUGCAGCCUCUGUUCUGGUUGGUGAUGAGCUGUAUUCAGGAGUGGCCACUGACCUGAUGGGAAGGGAUUUCACAAUAUUCCGGAGCCUGGGACAGAAACCCUCCAUACGGACCGAACAGCACGACUCUCGAUGGCUCAAUGAACCCAAGUUCAUAGGCGCUUUUGCUGUUCCGGAGAGCGAAAACCCUGAUGAUGAUAAAGUUUUCUUCUUCUUCCGAGAGACUGCUGUCGAAGCUCAAGGCUUCGGCAAGGUCACCUAUGCUCGGAUUGGCCAGCUGUGCCGGAAUGACAUGGGAGGGCAGCGUAGUUUAGUGAAUAAGUGGACAACGUUCCUGAAGACUCGACUUGUCUGCUCUGUACCAGGCAACGAUGGCAGUGAAACACACUUUGAUGAGCUCAGGGAUGUGUUCCUGCUGCAGACGCGAGACAGGAAGAAUCCGCUGGUCUACACAGUCUUCUCUACUUCCAGUAGUGUAUUCCGUGGAUCAGCCGUCUGCCUGUACACUAUGAACGACAUCCGCAGAGCAUUUUUGGGGCCGUUUGCCCAUAAAGAGGGACCCAAUUACCAGUGGGUGCCUUUCCAAGGCAAAGUCCCUUACCCUCGACCAGGCAUGUGUCCCAGUAAGACGUUUGGAAGUUUCGAGUCCACUAAAGGCUUCCCAGAUAACGUGAUCCAGUUCGCACGUCAUCAUCCCUUGAUGUAUAACCCAGUGACGCCCCUCGGUGGCCGUCCGCUCUUCCUGCGCACUGGAAUGCCUUACAGCUUCACACAAAUCGCUGUGGAUCGAGUUAAUGCUGCAGAUGGCCAUUACGACGUCAUGUUCAUUGGAACAGAUGUCGGCACAGUUCUGAAGGUGAUCUCUGUGCCAAAAGGUAGCUGGAGUAACACAGAGCUGCUGCUGGAGGAGCUGCAAGUCUUCAAGGACUCUUCAUCCAUCAUCAAUAUGCAGAUCUCCUCCAAACGACAACAGCUGUAUGUAGGCUCUGAUACAGGUGUGGCGCAGGUGCCACUGCAUCGCUGCAGCAUGUACGGUAAAGCAUGUGCUGAGUGCUGCCUGGCCCGUGACCCCUACUGUGCCUGGGAUGGACACACAUGUACACGCUACCUGCCUAACACCAAACGGCGUUUCCGUCGCCAAGAUGUGAGGAAUGGUGAUCCUAACACGCUCUGUUCAGGAGAUCACCAGAAGCAGCGUGUCCUGGAGAAAAAGCUAUAUGCAGUGGAGAGCAGUAGCUCUUUCCUGGAGUGCAUCCCUAAAUCACUACAGGCUCAGGUCACAUGGACCUCUCAGAGACACCCCAACAAUGCCCGAGAAGAGGUCCGUCUUGAUGAUCGCGUGCUUCAGACAAAUCGUGGCUUGUUGCUGCGGCGAGUGUUGCGCAGAGAUGGCGGUGUAUACAAGUGUCACGCGAUGGAGCAUGGAUUCACCCAAACGCUGCUCAGCAUCACGUUGGAGGUCGUCCCCAUUUCAGGCCCCGCCCAUAGCCGAGGACACAGCCCCGCCCAGAGCCAAGGACACAGCCCCGCCCAGAGCCAAGGACACAACCCCGCCCAGAGCCAAUCACAGUCCACCAAUCAGAAGCUGUGGUACAGAGACUUCAUGCAGUUGGUCGAUCACCCCAACCUGAGCACCGUUGACCAGAUCUGCGAGCAGGUCUGGUCACGCAAGCACAGCCAAUCAGACAAAGCCAUGGCAGAUGCACCCAACGAGUCUCCACCUACCGAUCCUCUGCACUCCACCCACAAAAAGUGGAAGCAUCUGAAGGAGGUGAGGAAGGGGAGGAACCGCAGAACACAUGACGGAAAACCUGCACCUCGAGCGCCUCGGAGUGCGGGAGAGUAACAAGGGAUUUAGGAGAGAGAGACAGAGAAAGAAAAAGAGAUCACUGGAGUUGGACAAAACCACACACCAUCGCAUUUAGUGACUAUUUAUCAAAUAACACAAACAUACUAUACAUUCAAAAUUCACAACAUUCUUCCCAUACUGUACAAUUUACCACACACCAUUGCCUUACAUCCCUACACACUCUGUAGACUCCCUUCAUUCCCACACCGCUAUCCUUACACACUCUAUACACUCCCUUCAUUCCCACACCGCUAUCCCUACACACUCUAUACACUCCCUUCAUUCCCACACCGCUAUCCCUACACACUCUAUACACUCCCUUCAUUCCCACACCGCUAUCCUUACACACUCUAUACACUCCCUUCAUUCCCACACCGCUAUCCCUACACACUCUAUACACUCCCUUCAUUCCCACACCGCUAUCCCUACACACUCUAUACACUCCCUUCAUUCCCACACCGCUAUCCCUACACACUCUAUACACUCCCUUCAUUCCCACACCACUAUCCGUACACACUCUAUACACUCCCUUCAUUCCCACACCGCUAUCCCUACACACUCUAUACACUCCCUUCAUUCCCACACCGCUAUCCCUACACACUCUAUACACUCCCUUCAUUCCCACACCGCUAUCCGUACACACUCUAUACACUCCCUUCAUUCGCACACCACUAUCCGUACACACUCUAUACACUCCCUUCAUUCCCACACCGCUAUCCCUACACACUCUAUACACUCCCUUCAUUCCCACACCGCUAUCCCUACACACUCUAUACACUCCCUUCAUUCCCACACCGCUAUCCGUACACACUCUAUACACUCCCUUCAUUCCCACACCGCUAUCCCUACACACUCUAUACACUCCCUUCAUUCCCACACCGCUAUCCCUACACACUCUAUACACUCCCUUCAUUCCCACACCGCUAUCCGUACACACUCUAUACACUCCCUUCAUUCCCACACCGCUAUCCCUACACACUCUAUACACUCCCUUCAUUCCCACACCGCUAUCCCUACACACUCUAUACACUCCCUUCAUUCCCACACCGCUAUCCCUACACACUCUAUACAUUCCCUUCAUUCCCACACCGCUAUCCCUACACACUCUAUACACUCCCUUCAUUCCCACACCGCUAUCCCUACACACUCUAUACACUCCCUUCAUUCCCACACCGCUAUCCCUACACACUCUAUACACUCCCUUCAUUCCCACACCGCUAUCCCUACACACUCUAUACACUCCCUUCAUUCCCACACCGCUAUCCCUACACACUCUAUACACUCCCUUCAUUCCCACACCUCUAUCCCUACACACUCUAUACACUCCCUUCAUUCCCACACCACUAUCCCUACACACUCUAUACACUCCCUUCAUUCCCACACCACUAUCCCUAUACACUCUACACACUCCCUUCAUUCCCACACCGCUAUCCCUAUACACUCUACACACUCCCUACAUGCCGUCACCACUAUUCCUAUGCACUCUGCUGUUCCUUUACACGCCACUCAUAACCUCACUGCAAUCCCUGUACACUCAGACAUGAUGUCAACUAAAUAUAUACACUCUAUAAACACUCCAAUUUACUCGAGCACAGAGUACACACACACACACACACACACACACACACACACACACACACACACAUAUAUAUAUAUAUAUAUAUAUAUAUAUAUAUAUAUAUAUAUAUAUAUAUAUAUAUAAAAUGAUGCAAUAAUUAUUCACUUGGUCUUCUUUCUGAACACAAAGGCCUAUCUGAAAAAGUGCAGACAAGGAUGAUGUCAUUCUGAACAAUACUGUCUCAUUGUGACUACGAUUCCAAAUGGAGGAAUAAUCAAAAUCACAGAUAACGUAUUACACACACUCGAUACCUACACAAAUCAUACAGCGGUGCAAUUGCAUGCAUUGUCUUGGAACAGCACACACACUUAAACACAUGCUCUGCUUCUUGAAAAACAAAACUUGUAUAUUUGCCAGGUGUUUGUGUGUUUGUGCUUUGUGCUGUUUGUGUUCCAUAGAUUAGAAUGAGCUCAGUAUCCUCUAAUAUUCUCUGUACAACCAAAACCACUAUUUAGCUGAACACCACUAGUUGCCUGUUACCAUAGAAACCCUUAAAGCUGCUCUCUGGUGUUUACCAUCGGCAGGAAAUGGGGAGAAAGCAACUCAAAACUGUGAACUUACCCACAAAAUGUUGUCAACAGCAAAUUUUGGUAAAAGAGAUCCUUUGGAGAUCCGUUGUGUAGCCUGGCUGCUCACUAGCGCCACCUGUUGUACGGAAACAAUUUGAGCUGCUUUUAUGGAGGUUUCCGCUUCCACUUUAUCCACAGCACAUUUUGUGUGAGAUCAAAUGGUGGUAGGGAGGAGGGUCAUCUGUGUGCAAUGUACUUGUACGGUGUGUGUUUGUUUACUUUACGAUGACAUUAUCACACACAUUAUCAGAAGCAGCAUCAUAGCAGGGGUGCAUUAUGGGGAAAUCAGAUGAAAGCAGGUGUGGGUAAAGAAAAUAAGUUAUGAUGGGGGUAAAAAAGGAUGUUUUGGUUUCAAACCCUCAACUAAUCUGGUGACUAUUCACAAGACAUGAUGAUUGUGUCUGUGUGUGUGUGUGUGUGUGUGUGUGUGUGCGUAUUUCCCACAGUCACAUUAACUAUAUAUUGCUCAUAUAGCAUGUUAUUUAAAGUAGAGUUUGUUCAUUUUAAAGUAAAAACACUAAGCUGCUUAUUAUAAUGACAUCAGCAUUACCCAUCAGCCCUUUCUGCUGAUGUAGGGUUGUUUUAGGUUAGAUGACAAAUAACAGAUGAUAACUCCUUCCUCCUCUAGAGCUAAGUCAGCCAAUUACAGUAUUCCUAUGCUGUUAAUAAAGAUGCAGGCUGUGCUCCAAUUCUCAUACUACUGUACACAAGCAGCAUCACAGAAAGUGGAAUAGUGGGGUUGACUACCCACUCUCUUGGACUACUUCUGUGGUUCCAAACAUGGCAUCUUGUUCACUAUUAUUAUUUCCCUGAGUGGUUUGUGCUGCUGGCUUGUAUGAGUUUGAAUGAAAAUAAUGAGUCAGCGCACUAGAACGGUGAACUGGUGACUUUGGUUUUCACCACUAGAUGGCAGCUUGGUGUCGUGAAAGAACCUUGAAGCAAUCAUACUUAAUGUUGAGUUAAACUAUCACUAUUCCAUUACAACGAGAGAAAGAGAUUUCAUGAAAAGUGUAGUUUCUCACAUAUAUAGCUACAAUGAGGUGCUCUCUUCGUAUUCGUCCCUUCCCAAAAGUAUCUGGCGCAUGAUUUUCUGGUCAGUAACACAGUGGCUUGGUUUUAUUUUUUAAAAUGCAGAAUGAUGAAAUAUUAAUCAAACAUACUCAUAUGUUCUAGUUUUUCUACAGUGUUGGGUUUUAGGGGGUAAAGUUCUAACACUCUGGUAAUAAGGAUUGUAUAUAUGAAUAAAUAAAUAAAUAAAUAAAAGUCAAUAAUGUCACACAAAUUUUGCCAUUUGAGAAAUUUCAAGCAACAAUCCUAGGCAACAUUCUCAGAAAAUAAAAGUACCAAAAUGUACUUUUCCUCAUCACCAGGCUGGUUCCAUCAAUAAUGGACAUAUUGUAAAUGUCUUAUGUGUCUUUUCUUUAUUAAGAUGCACAAGUGGUGAAUGGUUUACCUUUAGCUUUUAUAGUAAAACUUUAAAAGUAGUGGUCCUUAAGAUCCGAUUAUGUACCUAAAGGUACAAAAGAUGUACCUUGAUAGUACCACACCAUCAGCAAAGAAAAUUACAGUGUAUUUCUAAGAGUAAAUUUCAGAUUCUUUUGGACCCCUUCGCAACCUAUUUUCCCUCUGCAAUCAGUUCCACUAGCUAUUAUCAGUUCCUUAAGAUAUAAGAUAAGAGUGUAUAUGAGUGAAUAGUUUUGUCUAUUUAUAAUGUUUCAUGAUGUAAAGAACGGUUAUGCCUGUUUCUGUUCAUUUGCAUGACUUAAAAAAAAAAGAUGUGUAGCUGAGUGUUUUGCCAAUACAGUAGACAGGAAGCACAUUGGCACAUCUAAUGUUCUUAUGACAUAUUUAAGACGUAAUAAGCUAAUAUGUAGUGGUGAAUUGUGCUGAGAUUGACAUUUGUAAUAUAACCAUUCUUCUGAAAACUGGAGAAAAAAAGUGUGUAUAUUUUGAGGUAUAUGUUCUUUUCCUUUUUAAACCAUAUUUAAGGACUUGGUCUGAAACUCUCCCUGUGUGAAAUGACAUGUUUUCUCUUUUAACUAUGUUUUUUUUUUUUUUUUUUCUAAAAAAAAAAAAUUAUAAUAAUAACCAAAUGACCCAGACCAGCUCACUGAUUUCCUUGCCUUGUGACUCUUCUCAUAUUCUGAGAGACAGAGUGUGUGUGUGUGUGUGUGUGUGUGUGUGUGUGUGUGUGUGUGUGUGUGUGUGUGUGUACUGUAUGUGCGCUUGUACAUGCAUGUGUUUGACACAUUAACAUGAGUAUGUGUGUUUUUUGUGUGUCUACUGUUAGAUGUUGUAACUGUAAACCAUUGCUUAAAAGUGGGACUUCAUUGUCUGGAGAGGUCAAAGGUUGAAGGCCAAAGUUGAUGUGGAACACUGUAGUGACUUUUCCUAUUUCUAUGUGGUUUGUUGCAUCAGACUGUAUUUGAUUAACACAAAGAAAUAAACAGUUACUUCAAAUUCA